Molecule: messenger RNA, 746 nt
Organism: Rubroshorea leprosula
Lineage: Eukaryota; Viridiplantae; Streptophyta; Magnoliopsida; Malvales; Dipterocarpaceae
Source: the annotation of a GenBank genome assembly
UUUAGAAUAAUUUUAUUUUAACAGUCCUUAGAAGAUGUCUUGACACAAUUUUACCUUGCCAUGGGGUGAGGAAUUUGAGAAAGAGAGGGUAAACCCUCUCAUAAAGCAGUCCACAAAGAGAAGAAAUAAUAUUAGCUUUUAAAGCAGAAGGAAAAACUCAAUAGAAAACAUUGAGGAAGAGAAGAAUGCUAUUAUCAUCACUUCUGUUGAAGCAAAACUGUAAAAAUUUCAAAUUUCAGCUGUUUCGUAGAUUUAAGAAUGGCAACAUCACUAUGAAGGUCCUCCAAAGUGGAAAAUUUUGCAAUAACACCCUUCUCUACUUUCCAAUCCUCGAGUUAUCCUUGGAAGCUUCUAUUUCCGACCUCAUAAACUAUCAAUCAGUUUUUGUCAUUCCGGAGUAGAAGGGGGCCGCUGCCGAAAAAACUAUGCAGGACCAAAGAAGAUUUGAAUGAGUAUAAAUCUGAAGGAGAAUCGAUUUUGGGUUAAGCUUUGAAGAAGCCCCUGAACAAGAAAAUUCCUAGGCUCCCAAUGGCUAGUGUUGUUAAAAUUAGAGGAACUUUAAUGGGCUCAGCAUCACACAUCAUGCCUUUUCCUUGUGCUUUUCCUUUUCCUUGUGCUUUUCCUUGGUUACGUCCCUCUCCGAGGUUCUUGUGAAGAAGAUUGCUGAGGUUGUGUAACUGAUGCAUGAGUUGCCGUUGUCCACGUGCAAUACUUGAUAUCUGAUACAAUAUAGAACAUGCACGGAU